CACCUAAUAAUAAUACACUCUUUAGUUUUCAAGUUACGCUAAGACCUAUCGGAGAGUUCGAGACUAACUAGUCACUUUUUCAAAAAAAAAAUCCGAAAAAAAUUUUCGCGAAUUUUCCAAAAUUUUCAUUUUUUUUGGAAAUAAUUUUCAGAUAUGUGCGUCUGGUUUUUGUUGUUGAAUUUAAUCGCGUUGGUUUCGGCAGCGCCUGGAAAUCAGCGGAGUAUCAGUGCAGAUGCCGAAACGUCGUUGAAUAAAUUUUUGAACGUUUAUUUGGAUCAAAUAGAAUCGAACGGAGUGCCCGAAGGGGAUUUGUACGAUACCAUGCAGGGAGAUCAACCCCAAGAGGAAAAUAACAUACAACAAAUUGGACCCACUACAUCGGGAGACAACAGAAAUUUGUCAAUAGAAUAUUCAAGGGCAAUGAGAAAUAGCCAAAACGAUCCGGAUGAAAGAUCUAGAGAAAAUAGAAUCCAGGAAUUAAAGGAUACGAUUUUAAAAUAUAUAGGAAGGAAACCGGAAGACGAUGUACCUACUAAUUCGAUGAAUAUAUCGCAAAUUAUACCGAGAGUUCUGAAUAUAACGAGUUUUUCGACCGACGAUCCGGUUACCGAGAAAAUUCGAAGCUUCUAUCCCUCAUGUGACAUACCAGUUAAUACGGAUCAAGAUCUUUGGAAAGAUGACGACGUCAUGAAUCUCUAUUUCAACUUCGAUCUUUUUUCGGAAUCCCGAAACGCGAACAUAGCGACGGCUACUUUGAGGUUAUACCGACUACCUGAUAACAAUACGAAAACAAAUAACGACAAACCAGAUUGUGACGUUUUAGGUACAUCCGAAGAAGAAAAAUUGUUGAGGAUCAGCAUCUAUUGGUAUACCAAGUCGUUGAAAAAACGUAGAGUUAAGAAACGCCUGUCCGAUAGCAGAGUCAUUUCGGAAACAGCCAAAUGGGUGGAAUUAAGCAUAAAACCGGCGACCAAAGCUUGGACUAGAGGAAGAAAUUUAGGAUUGGGAGUGUUGGUAGAAGAUCAAGAAGGCAACGUUUUACGAGCAGAUAGAGUUUUCAAAGGAACAUCAUGCACGGUUGGAUUUUCCACACCAAAACCCAUCCCCACCAUUAUCGUUGAUGCAGUCCGUCAAACAAACGAAUUGGACCGAGUUCGUAACGUACUUGGACGCAAUUCAACAUCAGCCCUACAUAGUGACAUAUAUAUGCUACCAACAAUAGACAUAUGCACGUUGGAAUUUCCGGAGAACUACACGUUACAGUCGAAAUCGCGAAUAAACGCUUGUAACCUUAAAAAAAUGCACGAACAAAAUCAAUAUCUCGUGGAAAAAGAUCGAUUAGAACGAUUGGCGACGUUGCCGGAUUUGGUGGCGCGUCCGCAUCAAAGGCAUAUCAGACAUCAAAGACAACACAUGACGUACGACGAACCGACGACUUACGAUAUUAGAUCGAGAAUAAUCGGAUCGAAAGUUAUACUCAAACAUGAGGAUUUGCAGAAUUUAACGAACAAUAAAUUAAAUUUAUCUAUGAUUAAUCGGUAAAUUUAUUUUUUAGUGUAUAUAUUAAUUUUCUUGCUGAAAAUUCGGAGAUUUAUCCGGAAAGAUACGACAAAUUUUCAUGUUUACCAAUUUCUUUUUUUUUUGGAUAAAACUCCCUAAAUAUAAGACUGUGUUUUAGGUUACUAGGUUAUGUAUUUCGUUUUUAAUUUUAAGCAAUCUACGAGGGUUGUGUGGAAACAUUUAUUAGUACACUUCAAUCAGUCCAAUUUAAGACAUUUGAAUUCAAACGUGCUUAUACCAAUUCCAAUAAAAUUAACCAAAAAAUAUCAUGAACCAAUACUUGAUGUCCUUUAACUUGGAAUUAAAAAGACAGUUGAUACCUAGUAGAUCGUAUACUUUUCACACGACCCUUGUAUCUAACGUAUUCGGGUCACUUUUUGUAUUCCCCGAUCCAAACUUUCCAAAUGUAUACAGCGCGCUGUGUCGGUUUUUCGGAUGCUGUUCAAAGUACGAAAAUAAAGUGGAAGACGCGAAGAAAAGUCCAUGCUUGUCCAGACUUGUUCGAGAGCCUCUAGGAGGCGAAUGCUCGUCAAUAGUCGUUCUAUAACCUCUAGGAAGCGAAUGCUUGUCAAGGCUCGUUCAAAGACAUUUAGAAGACAAAUGCUCGUCAAGAUUAGUUCGAGAACAUCUAGGAGACGAAUGCUCGUCAAGACUCGUUCGAGAGCCUCUUGGAGACGAAUGCUCGUCAUGACUCGUUCGAGGACUAUAAUACAAAUGCUUAUCAAAACUCGUUCGAGAACCUCUAGGAGGCGAAUAUCCGUCAAGAUUCGUUCGAGAACUUCUAAGAAGCGAGUCGCGAGUGCCUAUGGUGUGGAGAUGCCUAUAGAUAUUGAUCUUCAACUUCAUUAGGUCGUAGUGUACGGGAAAGUCCUGCUUUGGUAGCUGAUUCUACACGCUUGCACGCAUGCUCGUCAAGACUUGUUCGAGAACCUCUAGGAGGCGAAUGUCCGUCAAGACCCGUUCGAGAACCUCUAGGAGACGAUUGUGGUCGCUCGUUAGAUCUUGGAAUGCAUUUCAUCGCGAUUUAGAAAAUCACGUUACAAAUCUUUUACCGUAUUGUUUUAGAAGUUUUACAACCACAAAUAAAUCGAUCUGUAGAAAAAGUUGACCCUGUACGUUCGUUUUAAAUUAAUGUCGUCAGAUCUACAGCAACAAGUUGUUCUAACCUACAAUUUUUAAAUUGAAAUUAGAGAGAUUUCUGUGUCAAAGUUUAAUGCAAAUUUGUUUGUUAUGUGAAAAGCAAUGACAAGAGUAGUUCGAGUGGUGCCUGUCGUUUGGAGAUGCCUAUAGAUAUUGAUCUUCAACUUCUCUAUGUUGUAGUGUACGGGAAAGACGUGCCUUGAUAGCUGAUUCUCCACGCUUCUCUAAAGGAAAGAGUCGAAUUCUCGUCAAGACUCGUUCUAGAACCUCUAGGAGGCGACUCGUUUGCACACGUUUGCACUUCUCCAAAGAAAAGAGUCCCGAUAAAUUAAAGUUCUGGGCGUCUGCAGACGAACUAGGAGUUAAUGAACCACGUGACCCUGUCGAGUAGGUCUUGCUAAUACUACUCUAGGUGGGUUUAUGCUGGACAGCUCAGAUGAGCCGUGGUGGUAUCGGUAAAAGAGUCAACUCAGCGAACUUUCUUCUAUGCUCUAAAUUGUCUAAACUUCUAGUUGCUCUGGAUCGAAUGUUUCUCUUUCGUAUUGAGUAGAACAUCUUCAAGGUAUGCUUGGAGGCCGAGCUCCAAAUGUGAGAGCAAUAUCCCAAAGAUAAA
Messenger RNA from Diorhabda carinulata, 3313 nucleotides. RefSeq lists its product as uncharacterized. Gene Ontology annotation, molecular function: cytokine activity. The record is from RefSeq and is a predicted model, not a curated record. The transcript has 6 exons. Gene Ontology annotation, cellular component: extracellular region. NCBI's taxonomy places the organism in Eukaryota, Metazoa, Arthropoda, Insecta, Coleoptera, Chrysomelidae. The coding region runs from base 154 to 1542 and encodes 462 amino acids. Gene Ontology annotation, biological process: SMAD protein signal transduction.